Molecule: messenger RNA, 582 nt
Organism: Penicillium atrosanguineum
Lineage: Eukaryota; Fungi; Ascomycota; Eurotiomycetes; Eurotiales; Aspergillaceae
Exons: 1
Coding region: 1-582 (193 amino acids)
Source: RefSeq, a predicted model, not a curated record
AUGUUGUCGUCCACCAACAGUUCAUACUCCUCCAGCAACUGCUCUUCCGACCCUCACCUCCCCUACCAACACCAGCAGCCCCUCUCCACACUAUCGCUUGGCUCGCAGCACCCUCGGAAGUCGCCGAUGCCUCCCAAGUACCCUCGCUUUUACGCCUCUCCCAUGGACGACGGCUCUGAGAACCCGAUUCAGACCUACGGACUUGAGCAGCGCGAGCCUUCAAUUUACGAACGGCCAAGAUUACUGCGCCGAGUCUCACACGCCCUUGACGACAUCAAGGAGGAUUUAGCCUACCAGCUGGAUGCGCGCGAGACUGCCAACAAGAUCAAGCGCCGCUCAACCUUUUUCCUGGAUCCCAAUUUCAACAUCGCCGAGGAAACUCGCCCAGAGACCUCUGCCGGAACCUCGCGGUCGCGCCCUAUGUCUAUCAUGUCCGUUGAAGCUUGGACUGCACCCCAGCGCGGAUUGAGUCGCCGCCUGUCGCGGCGCCUGUCAAUCUUCGGGCGCAAGACUCCCGAAGGCUCCCCCAUGGCCAGCAUCUCCACGCCUAAUUUGAUCGGGUCCUCGACCCCAUAUGCCUAG